AUGGACUUCUAUUUUCACCUGAUAAAUCGUCGUGAUGUGGUGGUCAUUUUCGUUGACAUGGACUCCUCCAUCUUUCUCACGGACUACGCACUCCCGCACCCGCUCGGGCCACCAGGUGACGACGAUGGCAACACCAUUAAGAACGACACCAGCAUCCAGAGUGUUGGCCUUGGUGGGGAGGAGGCGGUUGAUGCCGCAACACCGCCGAAGAAGAAUGACGUGUUCACUCCUGCACGCACGCGGUACGAAGUCAUCUGGCAGGCGCUGCGGUCUUUUAUCCUACAGAAGCAGCGGGUGUCCCCCAACGCGUCAACGUCGCUGUGGUUUGCCCUCUACACCAUCCUGGAUGAAGUGACGGAAGUGCUUCCGCCCACAAGCGGUGACUCGGGCGCCAUAGAGUCCGCCAUAAAGUCCUUCGUGAGGGCUAACGCAGACAUGGCGGCGCGCAGGACCAGGUCAUCUGAGCCCUUCCCGUUCCGAUCCGUCGCGACAGUGUUGCGGCGUAUAGAAGAGAGUUUCGCUGAGCUCGGCAGCGGUCCCAGCGGGUCAACAGAUAUGGCGACCGGAUCCGCGAUGGAAUCGAAGAGUGGUCCUAGUUUCGCUGCAGGGUCGCCACAUGUCGCGAACAAGCGCACCCUGACGGCCAUUCAGGGCAUCGUUCUGCUCAACCGCGACAGUGCGCCGCCGAGCUCGCAAAUACCGCCCGAUGCCGUCGACGGCGAGCUGCUUGGCACUGGCGCCAUUAUACGGCGCUGUAUCGACAUCAUCCCGCUGGGGAACCUCCGCCAUCCGCUGCCGCUUGUGAAGAUGAUGAAGGAGCGUGCUGGCACCAAUUCACGUUACGGGGAGGCGGCAAACAGCUCCAGGGACCCGAUUGCAGCGAAGGCUACGGCGGUAGACUGCCCAUGCACCAGCUUGGACCUUGAGAGCUUUACCGGGAUAUCGCACCGCGGCCUCGCUGUUGGGUGCGCCCUCACGAAGCUGAUCGGGCCGCACAACCAUAAGAAUGAAGAUUUCUUCUAUGCGCAGCCAAUUUGUAGAGUUAAUCUUCCUGUACCUGUGAAGGCACCAUCCAGACAGCAGCAGCAGCAGCAGCCGGCAACACCCAAACAACAACAACUGCAGCAGCAACAAGAACCACACAAACAGCGCCAGCAACCCCAGCUAGAUGACGGAGCCUCAUGGCCGGGUAUUCCGUUGCCAACGAAGGCAAAAGCGGAAACGCCUACACGGCGCACUUCACUGGAUACUACUCCCUCAGCAUCAGUCAAAACGACAGUGACUCCAGUGGCAACAUCCGAGCCACUGGCUCAGUCGUCGCGACCACCGAUGUGGCCAGUGACUCGUGAAAGUAAUGGCAGUUUAAACUCACUGUGUGGUGCUGUUUAUACUGGUCGAACGAGAACAACAGGGAAACCGGAAGCCGCCUCUACCUCUUCGAAGAACUCGUCCCUGUCAGGCGUUGCGGCCGGAAACUUAACCGCCCCAUCGUCGGCCCCACCGUCCUCCUGCAUUCGCGGAGUCAUAAUUGAGCGGCACCUGGCAGAGGGCAAGAAAUAG
Messenger RNA from Trypanosoma grayi, 1560 nucleotides. RefSeq lists its product as hypothetical. The record is from RefSeq and is a predicted model, not a curated record. The coding region runs from base 1 to 1560 and encodes 519 amino acids. NCBI's taxonomy places the organism in Eukaryota, Euglenozoa, Kinetoplastea, Trypanosomatida, Trypanosomatidae. The transcript has a single exon.